This is a messenger RNA of Carcharodon carcharias (great white shark), 2277 nucleotides long. It is a transcript of the gene cpsf4, whose product is annotated as cleavage and polyadenylation specific factor 4. The record is from RefSeq and is a predicted model, not a curated record. Gene Ontology annotation, molecular function: zinc ion binding; RNA binding. The transcript is spliced from 9 exons. Bases 526 to 1185 code for a protein of 219 amino acids. Lineage: Eukaryota; Metazoa; Chordata; Chondrichthyes; Lamniformes; Lamnidae.
UCGCUCAGGCGGUGGGAGCGGCAAGAUGCAGGAGCUCAUUUCCAACGUGGAGCACAUCAGGUUCGAGCUGGAGAUGGCGGUGGAGCAACAGCUCGGGGCGCAGCCGCUGCCCUUCCCCGGCAUGGACAUUCUUAAGUACACAACUGCUGCAGUUUGAUAUAACAACAGAACCCUGUAUGAAUCACUGCCUUCGGAUAGCCCACAUCAAGUUAGCACCUUUGUAAAGGAGAUAUCUCUGGAGUACUCCGACCAGCUGCAACUUUCCGACCACACCAUCGUAACAAUGAUUAACACCUUCUCUCCUGAAGGAGCAGCAAUUUUGAAUGAGCCAAAUGAUGAGAACAAAUAGACUAACCCACUUUAUUCAGCAAUCAAUCUAUGUAAACACAGUUUUAAACUGGUGCCACUUUGGAUACUUCUGGCUGCCAGCCAUCUGGAUCAGCAUGAAAGAGUGGUCGACAUUCUUGAUAGUCUGGGGCAGCUGUCUGUGAAUUCUUUCUGAGGGCAUCAUGUGGAAAGGGUGGAAUGUGCCCCUUUCGCCACAUCAGCGGCGAGAAGACGGUGGUGUGCAAGCACUGGCUGAGAGGGCUCUGCAAGAAAGGAGAUCAGUGUGAAUUCUUACACGAGUACGACAUGACCAAGAUGCCCGAGUGCUAUUUCUAUUCCAAGUUUGGCGAAUGUAGUAACAAGGAAUGUCCGUUUCUACACAUUGAUCCUGAGUCCAAAAUCAAAGACUGCCCCUGGUAUGACCGAGGGUUCUGUAAACAUGGUCCUCUGUGCAGACACCGGCAUACACGGCGAGUCAUCUGUGUAAAUUAUCUGGUAGGGUUCUGUCCUGAAGGCCCCAGCUGUAAAUUCAUGCACCCUCGGUUUGAGCUGCCAAUGGGUACUGGUGUUGAUCAACCGCCGUUACAGCAACAGCAACAGAUACUCCAAAAGCAGAAUCUCACCCCGUUUCUUCAGCGAUCAUCCUCUCUGGUACAGAUUCCUAGUGCCAACAUCAUUGUUGGGCAGCAGAAGUCAAAUACACAAUCUGGCGGACCUAUGCAGCCAUCCCAAUUUCAGACAUUGUCAAAUCGAGGCCCUAGACCUUUGGAGCAAGUCACAUGUUAUAAGUGUGGUGAAAAAGGACAUUAUGCUAACCGAUGUACCAAAGGACACUUGGCAUUUCUUAGCGGUCAGUAGCAGAGUCACUGGUGAACGAGACCUUGGAGAACUCAAGUUCAGCUGAUGCCCCAGAUGGAGUAUACGUUAUUCUUGGAUGGGGUUAGAAGUUGGAAAACAUAAUUUAUCUCCCAACCCCUUUAUGCACAUUGUGACAGUUGCUACUGCAGUCUGUGCCACAGUUUUAAGGUUUGGUGUCAGGAUGCACUGUGAAGAAUGAAAAAGCCAUUUAGAAUAGUUUCCACUGUAUCUGGUUCCAACCAUACUGUUUAAUGUCCUACAGCUUGUAUUUUCCAGUGAAACCUGGUUCAGAUUGGCAGUGGGUUGGAUUGGUAAGAAACUGAGGAAGAGAAAAUUGCAGACUCACCAAAUCGCUAGAAGAUACUAAAAAUUGUGAUAUUUCUAUCACAUAGUUGUGCACGUACUUAGUUUUUUUUUUGUUUCUCUAAAGUUUUUUCCAAUUGAGGGUGGUUUUGAGUCAGGUAUUGAGCUGAAGCUGCUCUGAUCCGUUUUUAGAGGCCUUUGGCAGGCAUACCCCUCAACUGUGGCAGUAUCAUCUCGGCACUUUGAGCAUAUGUGCCGUUCUCUGUAGAACCACAGGAUUGGCUGUUCUUAGUGCCUGUUACAAGCCUGCUCCUUUUUCUGUAGUGGAGCUAUUUGAUGUUGGGAUGUUCUGAUUAAAGUGAGGCACUUGAGAAGUAUACUUGUAUGUAAAAGUGUUGAGGGUGGAGCUUGAGGACAUCCUUAAUCUAAUUGGCAUUUGAUAGAUCUACACUAGGUACAUGAAUAAUGUCAGAACACAUUGUAACACCCAAUCUCGUAUACUGAUAUGAAAACCAACAGAAAAUCCUGGUCACAUGUCGAUUUGGGUGAAAAUAUCUCUGAUUUGCAACUUGAUAAUUGAUGAGGAUUACUUUAGGUCAUGUAGAAUUACUUGCUAGGGUGUCUUAUUAAUUUGCCUGUGCAUUAUCACCUUUUAUAAGAAAGAAUGUUUUUAGUUUGUGGCAAAAGAAAAAUGCAAUAAGAAUUGCAGAAAUUCUACUCUUGAAGCCUAAAUUACCUUAUGAUUGUCGUGUUCAUUUUUAUCCAAUUUAAUAAAUAUUUUUUAACAAA